Messenger RNA from Phragmites australis (common reed), 2167 nucleotides. RefSeq lists its product as uncharacterized. Gene Ontology annotation, biological process: shoot system development; root development. The record is from RefSeq and is a predicted model, not a curated record. Lineage: Eukaryota; Viridiplantae; Streptophyta; Magnoliopsida; Poales; Poaceae. Bases 540 to 2003 code for a protein of 487 amino acids. The transcript has 5 exons.
UGUAGGAUCUAACCUCUUGACAGAUAAUGAGGGUAACUCGAAGCUGGAUGAAUUUGGCCUUGCAAGAUUUUCUCGAGUGAUUCACAACAGAAAACUUACUAACGAUAUGAUCACUUUAUGUAUAGAGCUUCUCAACAGGAAGCCAAUAUUGUUUGGAAAGAAUGAGACUUCCGUUGCAACGCAGGGGCACUUUACUGGUAAACUAUAAAAACGCAUUCAGAUGAGUUUGCUGCCGGCAACUGGGACAUGAGUACAUGACGGCUUCAUAAUCUCAUCUUCAGGGAUGCCUCUGGCUCUGAGUGAACAAAGAAAAAGCAUCAACCUAUCGUGGAGAUGGGUGGCCAUGUCAAAACACCACAGCACUUCAUCAUAGUUGAGAUUCUUCUUGUCCAUAGGGUCGGCAACGCUAUUGCUUCUUCUUCUUUGGUUAUAUAAACAGGCAAACCAUAGCCGGUUCGACACCGUUGCAGCUCAGUUUCUCUCCUUUCUCUUCAUCUCCAUUUCCAAAGAAAAAAAACGCUACAGCUCCCAUUGCAACCAUGGCUUCCAUUCUCAGAUCUGCAAGUUUGCCAUCCAGUACCCACUCGAACGAAAUCGACGUCGAAGAACAGCUCCAGACCCUGAAGGCAACCAUCUCUUCUCCUUCCGCUACCAUUAAAACAAUGGUCGAUGGUAUCUGGAGGCUUGGAGCAGUGUACAGCAACAUCGAGGAGAUGAUGCGCUCGCCUAGCGGCCAAGUCAGCCUUUGCCGGCCACAGCAGAGGAAAGCGGUGGAGCAAGAGCUUGAGCACACUCUUGUCUUGCUCGAUCUCUGCAACAAAAUGCAAGAGAGCUUUUCUGAGCUCAAGACAAGCAUCCAGGAGAUGCAGCAGGCUAUCAAGAGAGGAGAAGAUUCAGCUCUUCAAGCCAAGAUCCAGUCUUACGUCUGCUUGGUUAAGAAGACGCAGAAACAGUUCAAGAAGAUCAGCAAGAAGUCCACAUCAGCUGACCAGGAUAGCUGCAGGGUGGUCAAGCAGUUGGCUGAAGCCAGAGAGAUUGCUAUCUCAAUGCUUGAAUCCUUGUCAUAUCUCCUGACGAAGCAGAUUGCGAUUCCAAGUUCUAGCAAAUGGUCCCUUGUCUCCAUGACAUUUCAGAAGAGAAGAGCUACAUGCGAGGAGGAGCAAUUACAAGGGUUAGAGUUGGCCAUUGUUGAGCUAGAGAGCGGAGUAGAGACUUUGUUCAGGAAGUCAAUCCAGAGCAGAGUUUCUCUCCUCAACACACUCACUUUGAGUUCGAAAAGAGUUCCACCAACAGAUAUGGCUUGCCAUCUAAGAUCAAUUAGCUUGCCCUCUAGGCCUCACUCCGAAGUUGAGGAGGAGCUGCAUAUCCUAGAGGCAUGCACCUCUUCGCCCUCGAUGACCAUCGAGGCAGCCUGUGAUGGUCUGAGGAGGCUUGGAGACAUCUACAACUCCAUUGAGGAGGUUAUGUGCCUGCCUAGCAAUCAAGUUUGCUCCUCCCAGCAAAGGAAAAUGUUGAAUGGGGAAAUGGAAUGCUCUCUUGAGCUAUUGGAUCUCUGCAAUGCUAUGCAUGAGGACUUCGCCGAGUUGAAGGCCAUCGUCCAAGAUCUGCAUGUGUCUCUAAGAAAAGGAGAUGAUGCAGCUGUUGAAGCAAAGAUCAAGUCUUAUUUCCGCUUGGUGAAGAAGACGAAGAAACAUUUCAGGAAGGCUGCAAAGAAGGUUACUUCUGACAAGGAGGAUUGCAGGAUCCUGAGGCUAUUGAGCCAGGCUAGAGGGACCACUAACUCCCUACUCGAGUCAACAUUGCAGCUCCUGGCCAAGCAAAUUGUGAUGCCCAAACGUUCUAUUGUAUCCAAGGCAUUCCAAAAGAAAAACCUGGUUGGUUGCAAGGAGGAGCAGUUGCAGGUGUUAGAGUGCAACAUCAGAGAUCUUGAGGAUGGAGCAGGACAUCUGUUCAGGAGAUUGGUCCAGAGUAGGGUUACUCUCCUUAACAUUCUUAGCUCAUAGAUACUCCUCUAGUUUUGUCACUCUAGACACCUGCGAUUGGCAUCCGCCUUUUAAAGGAUCCAUUGAUCACUGUAUACUUUAACAUAUGUAUAGCACUAGUGUACAUAUAGUUGCCCAAUGGAAAACAAAAGUUUUGGUUCAAUUUAUGGUGUUCAUCUACUACU